Artibeus jamaicensis (Jamaican fruit-eating bat) is the source of this 2753-nucleotide messenger RNA. It is a transcript of the gene SPEF1, whose product is annotated as sperm flagellar 1. The record is from RefSeq and is a predicted model, not a curated record. The transcript is spliced from 8 exons. NCBI's taxonomy places the organism in Eukaryota, Metazoa, Chordata, Mammalia, Chiroptera, Phyllostomidae. Gene Ontology annotation, molecular function: microtubule binding. The coding region runs from base 586 to 1317 and encodes 243 amino acids. Gene Ontology annotation, cellular component: axoneme. Gene Ontology annotation, biological process: regulation of cytoskeleton organization.
ACAUAAUAUGUGGGGUUACAUAUUAAAUGCCCCCACAUAACAAUUCAGGGAAGGGGGCACGGUGAUGGGCCUAUGAGCUCAGAGCUCAGUGGAGGGACCCAGCGAGGAGGCACUAUCACACAGUCCAGAUAGGAAGUAGCAGAUGCCUUCAUUUGGGACUGGUGGCUAACGGGUCUAGGUGGGGGACCGGGGAAGCUGGUUCAGGGGUUCUGGAGGUCCAGUUGGCUUUGUCAGGACCCAGGGUGAGCCAGUGGCUGGUCAGCAGGCCGCGUGGGCCAAAAAGAUUUCUUCCUGGGAGGCAGGGAAGACAAGGCCACCUAUACCGCCUUUUUAAAUCUGGGGCCUGAGAAGAGGUAACGGGGUAAACUACAACUCCCAGAAGCGUCUGCUCCCCGAAGACAAGGGCGGUUGUCAUGGUUUCAGAAAACAAUAUGGCCGCUCCCAUCUGGGACGGGAGUCUCUGGGUUAAAGAGUCUGAGAUAAAUCUGGGUACCCGCAGCGGCAAGGGAAGAGGCGCUUGAGCGCUAGUGAGUUUAAGGCAGGACGCUGUACGACUGGAACGACUUGCCUUUGCUGGGGGCGCCAAUGGCGGGCAGCGUGGACGAGGAGGCGCUGCACCAGCUGUACCUGUGGGUAGACAACAUCCCUCUGUCCCGGCCAAAGCGAAAUCUCUCCCGGGACUUCAGUGACGGAGUCCUGGUUGCAGAAGUCAUCAAGUUUUACUUCCCCAAGAUGGUGGAGAUGCACAAUUAUGUCCCUGCCAAUUCUCUCCAGCAGAAGCUCAGCAACUGGGGUCACCUGAACAGAAAGGUGCUGAACAAGCUGAACUUCUCCGUACCAGAGGAUGUGAUGCGCAAGAUCGCACAAUGCACCCCAGGCGUGGUGGAGCUGGUGCUCAUUCCGCUGAGACAGCGCCUGGAGGAGAGGCAGAGGCACCAGAAGCAGGGCUCGGGCUCCUUACAGGAGCUGGCUCCCCAGGAUGGCACUGGCUACAUGGAUGUGGGUUUGUCUCAGAAGGCCCGAGGGGAAGGUGCCCCAGAUCCCCAGGGAGGGAGGCAGCUCAGGGUGGGGCGGCUGCCAGGGCCCCGGCCUCCAGGGUACAGCCAGGUGCUGCAUGGCGACCCAAGCGUCGUCCUUCAGAUUGCUGAAAAGGAGCAGGAGUUGCUGGCCUCACAGGAGACCGUGCAAGUCCUCCAGAUGAAGGUGAGACGCUUGGAGCACCUGCUGCAGCUCAAGAACGUGCGCAUCGAUGACCUCUCCCGGCGGCUCCAGCAGGCGGAGCGUAAGCAGCAGCGGCUGGAGAAGCACAGCCACUGAAGAAGAAGAGGUGAGGAGUGGGCUCAGCCAGGUGUGGGGAAGACAUCGGCUGUGCCUCUACCCGUCAUCUUCCCCUCCCGUGAAGUACGCUUCAGAGUACUUGGGGUGUAUGGGGCACGGCUACCCCCAUUAAAGGUGCUGUCCUCUUUUUCCUGCACUUGCCUUCUCUCUCUGCCUGGAUCAUUGGGGCAGCGAGGUCCUGCCCUCUUUUGCCGCCCUUUCCACCCCUCGAGUGAAAUAGCCUUUUGGGCCUAGAGUGGGUCUUGCCCUGUGGGCAGCUGGGCCCUAGGAGGCCACUGCUUGGUAGGUUGAUAUCGCAGAGGUCAGGUCUUCUGCACUAGAAGAGUCCAGCUUCUAACCCUGGCCGUAUUAGUCCAAGGAUUGUAUCAACCCUCAACCCGCCCCCUUCCCGCCCACCACAGUGUCCUCCAACUCACUCCAAACCCAGACUUGAUUCUCCCCAAAUGUAGCUUCAUGCUCAUGCUCAUCCUUGCUCAUGGACUGACCCCUAAAUAUGUCCUCUGUAUGACUCUCAGUCCUGAUCAAGACACCAUGGCCAUGGGGUGACCCUAACUCUGAUCAGUAACACUGAACAUUUGUAAAUCCUGAGCCUCCCACAAUUUGGUUCCUAGGCACAGACUCAACAUAUGCCCAGGAGAAACUUAAGCUCUGUGUUUUGUGACCUGGGAUCCAUGUGUAGCAAUGUUCAUAGCAACACGUUUUGUAACAGGAAAAGAACUUGUAUUCGUUAUCUAUUACUGUGUAGCAAAUCACCACACUUAAUGGCUUAGAACAGCACUCAUUUAUUAUCUCAUACUUUCUGUGGCUCAAGAGUCCAGGCAUCUGGGUCCUCUGAUUCAGGGUUUCCCACAAAGCUGCAAUCACGUUGUUGGCCAGAGCUGUGGUCUCAUCUGAAUGUUAUCCUGGGGAGGGGCUCACUUCCAAGUUCUCUCGGUCAUUCACAGAGUUCAGGUUCUUGUGGACCGUUGGACUGAGGGCUUCAGUUUCUUGCUGGGUGUUGGCUGGUGGCGGCCCUCAUUUCCUUGCCACCCAGCAAGGGAGAGAGUUAGGGUCUGCUAGCAAGAUGGAAGUUAUAGUUUAGCUAAUGUCCUUAUGGGGGUAACAUCCAUCACGACCAUCGUUUGCUAUUUUUUUGAAAUAAGUCACUCAGUCCAGCCCACAUCCAAGGAGAGAGGAACACAUAGAUUUGAAUAUCAGGAGGCAGAGGGCGUGGGGAGCCGUUUUAGAAUCUGGCUUCGAGGAGGAAAAUGCAAUGAAGGAUACACUCUAGGCUAGUGGUUACUUCUGAGGGAAAGCGGAGAGCAGAAAUGCAAGAAGCGCAUGUGUAGAUAUAAGUUAUUUGUAAUGUUUUAGUUCUUGGGGCAGGUGAAGGGUUUACAGAUGUUCAUAAGUGGGUUGUUUAUGGACAAGUAGGA